AUGUCCCCGCCGUCGUCGCCAAAGGAGGACGGCAAACCGCCCCCACGGUCCAAGCUUGCGUGCAAGACGUGCCGUGCCAUCAAGGUGAGAUUCCGUCCUGCUUAUCAACAUCGUCUCGGUCUUGGUCUCGACCCGCCCGUUAUCAAGCGGAAAGGACGGCCGCCGGGGAGUAAGCAACAGCGUGAAGCCGCCGCUGCAGCUGCUGCGGCCGCCGCUGAGCGGGGAGAGAACAAGCCACCCCGCAUCGAGCCGUCACCUCCCAGCAGACCCGGAUCGCACCACUCCAAUCCGCAAGAGCACCACUCUCAUUCACACCACUCGUCGCAUCAUCACUCGUCUAACCACCACUCGCACAAGGGACCCAGCCAUGCGCACGCUCACGGCGGACCGGGUCAGCCGCAUGCGUCGAGCAACGACCCCUCGACCUUCCCUUUCCUCCGCCCGUAUGCGCCUCCGUCCAGCGCCAGUUCGCAGGUCUCUCCGCCAGGCUACGGUAACCCCGGCAUCUCACCGCCGGUUGCUGUUGCAGGCGAAGCCCCACCAAGGCGUAACCACCAUCUGUCUAUGGCCGAGCACCUCGACCCGGGUAGUGACCGGGAAGUGAUUGCUGCUGCGCCGUUCUUCAACAAUGCGCCUACGGGAAGGAAGCGUUCUCCCGCCGCGGACGACGACAAGAUCAACGAGGAGCACGAUCCGGUGUCCCUCCGUGCGCUGUCAGAGGUGGAGGCGACGUCGCUGGUGUCGCUCUUCCACCAGCGGCUGAACCCCCUAGUCGCUGUGCUCGACGAAAACCUCCACACCAUGGCAUACCUCCGCCGAACGAGCAGUGUGCUCUUCUCGACGGUAUUGGCCAGCGCUUCGCGCUUCUUCCGACACGACCUGCACCCCGCUCUCCUGUCGCACGCUCGAACACUACUGGAUCGCGCGCUCCAGCUCGGCAGCACCGACAUCGGCGUGAUCCAGUCGCUCAUGCUGCAAACGUACUGGAAAGAUCCCGAGGACACGUCGGGCUGGAUGAAGGUCGGCAUCGCGAUCCGCCUCGGCUACUCUCUGUUCUGGCACAUACCCCGCGCAGACCCGUUGCCCGAAGACGAGCGCGCCGCUCGCGAGCUGCUGAACGCGGAGAGGACGUGGUUCACGCUCUUCUCCUUCGAUCGGGGGCAGAGCUACAUUCACGGCCUGCCAGCUCUGAUUCGGCUGAACCACCACGGCGACCCCGAGGUCUGGGCGCGCGACCACCUGUACCUCGGCCGGAGCGUCGACAUGCACAUCGCAGCGAGCAUUCAGCUGUGUAAGCUGAAGGAUGAGUGGGGUGCGUUGUGUGAGCGGGCACCUGAGCCUGCGCUGCUGGAAGUCGCCAUCGACACAUUGACGACGCAAGCGGAGAACCUGGUCGCGAAGUGGUUCAACCGCGACAAUCCCCCGCCGCAGUUCGAGCAGGACAUUGAGGGCGUGCUGCUCUGGAGUAUCCUCGACUUUGUCCUCGUCAUGAAGCGGUAUCGAUACGAGAUGGCGCGGGGACCCCGCGAUCCACUCAGAUUGGAUCAAUGCCUGCACGUCGUUUCAAGGAUAACCGCCGAGAUCGAGGCGCUGAGCGCUAACGGCCUGCUCAUCAUCAUGCAGGACAGCGCAAGCUGCAUGACCUCGUCUCUCAUCGUUUUCAUCCGCAACAGCUACCGGAGCGCAACAAGGGCUCAGAAGAGCUUCAUGCUGACGACGCUCCACCGGAUCUUCCUAGCGCACACGAGUCUGCUUCUGGAGGAAGAUUCGAAGACGGCACCAGGCUAUGUGGUACGGUUCAUCCGGCGCGUCCUCAGUGCACUCUCUACGGAAAGUCGACAGGGCUCCCCAGGCCCAGUGCCAGCGCCUUACGUCUCCAGCGGCGACGUGGGCAGCGCAGAAGCCCAAGGCGGCCCAGCAACAGGCGGCAGCGGCAGCGGAGGUCCAGGGAAUGGCGGCGUGUUCGACUUCUUCGCAGAACUGGGACUCGAGGAGUUCAUCCACGUGCCCGAAUUUGUGGCCCAGAACGAAGCCGAUGAUGGCCGGUAUUGGGCUAAUAUGCUGCUGAGCGAGGUCGUGCCGCCUGCCCCGGAGGUGUAG
Molecule: messenger RNA, 2100 nt
Organism: Trichosporon asahii var. asahii CBS 2479
Lineage: Eukaryota; Fungi; Basidiomycota; Tremellomycetes; Trichosporonales; Trichosporonaceae
Exons: 4
Coding region: 1-2100 (699 amino acids)
Biological process (GO): DNA-templated transcription; regulation of DNA-templated transcription
Cellular component (GO): nucleus
Molecular function (GO): transcription cis-regulatory region binding; zinc ion binding; DNA-binding transcription factor activity, RNA polymerase II-specific
Source: RefSeq, a predicted model, not a curated record